Brassica napus (rape) is the source of this 2620-nucleotide messenger RNA. RefSeq names its product CSC1-like protein ERD4. The record is from RefSeq and is a predicted model, not a curated record. Gene Ontology annotation, cellular component: plasma membrane. The transcript is spliced from 6 exons. Bases 274 to 2445 code for a protein of 723 amino acids. Lineage: Eukaryota; Viridiplantae; Streptophyta; Magnoliopsida; Brassicales; Brassicaceae. Gene Ontology annotation, molecular function: calcium-activated cation channel activity.
UCUCUCCCUCUCUCACCAUUUAAUCAAUUCUCUCCAUCAACACAACACACAAAGCCAACUCCACAACAGGACAAGCGAAUCCAAUCCAAAACAAUCAAUACUCUCUUUCAAUUUUCUUAUGAUAUUUUAAUUUCUUCUCCUCUGUUCCUGUGAAUUCAACAAAAGUAGAAAGAAAGAAAAAAAAAAGAAACCUUUCCUCUCACCUGCAACUAUAAACGGUUACUUUCCUUUUAUAAAAGCGGUGACUUCAAAUCUGGACCCAGAGAUUGGUAGAUGGAGUUUGAAUCGUUUCUAGUGUCCUUAGGGACGUCAGCAGUCAUCUUCGUCGUGCUCAUGCUCCUCUUCACCUGGCUCUCUCGUAGACCCGGAAACGUUUCUGUUUAUUACCCGAACCGGAUCCUGAAAGGAAUGGAUCCAUGGGAAGGCAGCUCCUUGACCCGAAACCCAUUUGCUUGGAUCCGCGAAGCUUUCACUUCCACCGAACAAGACGUCGUCAAGCUGUCCGGCGUCGAUACUGCCGUCUACUUCGUCUUCUUGAGCACUGUUCUUGGGAUAUUUGCUUUGUCGGCUCUUCUUCUCUUACCGACUCUACUCCCUAUAUCCGCUACUGACAACAGCUUAAAGAACUCUAGGAGCGCCACUGACACCACUAGCAACGGAACCUUUAGCCAAAUUGACAAUCUAUCUAUGGCUAACAUCACUAAAAAGAGUUCAAGGCUGUGGGCGUUCCUAGGAGCGGUUUACUGGGUAUCUCUAGUCACAUAUUUCAUGCUAUGGAAAGCCUACAAGCACGUCGCUGCAUUGAGAGCUGAAGCUCUGAUGUCUAGCGAAGAAGUAUUACCAGAGCAAUACGCCAUUCUCGUUAGGGACAUACCUUCCCCACCUAACGGAGAGACGCAGAAAGAGUUCGUCGACUCUUACUUCAGAGAAAUCUACCCGGAGACAUUCUACAGAUCCCUUGUCGUAACAGAAAACAGCAAGAUUAAUAAGAUAUGGGAAAACUUGGAAGGCUACAAGAAGAAGCUCGCGCGCGCAGAAGCCGUCUUCGCAGCCACCAGUAACCGGCCAACGAACAAAACCGGCUUGCUCGGGCUAGUCGGAGAGCGAGUAGACAGCAUUGACUAUUACACAAAGCUAAUCAACGAAUCUGUAGCCAAACUAGAAGCAGAGCAGAGAACGGUUCUCGCCGAGAAGCAGCAAACAGCAGCGGUUGUGUUCUUCACGGACCGUGUCACUGCAGCUCUAGCCGCUCAGUCACUACACUGCCAGAUGGUUGAUAAAUGGACGGUGACCGAAGCUCCCGAGCCUCGCCAGCUCAUCUGGGAGAAUCUCAAGAUCAAGUUCUUCAGCAGAAUAGUCAGACAGUACUUGAUCUACUUCCUCGUUGCGAUAACCAUAUUGUUCUACAUGAUCCCUAUAGCGUUUGUAUCUGCGAUCACCACUCUUGGGAAUCUCCAGAAGGCUCUUCCGUUCAUUAAACCGAUCGCGGAGAUUGCUUUUAUAAGAACCAUCUUGCAGUCUUACCUUCCUCAGAUUGCGCUCAUCGUCUUCUUGGCUAUGCUUCCUAAGUUCCUCAUGUUCUUAUCCAAGUCUGAGGGGAUUCCUUCGCAGAGCCAUGCUAUAAGAGCUGCCUCCGGGAAGUACUUUUACUUCUCGGUGUUGAAUGUCUUCAUCGGUGUGACACUUGCAGGGUCUUUGUUUGAUAACUUGAAGGCUCUUGAGAAGAAACCAAACUCUAUUAUCACCGUUUUGGCUUCUAGUCUCCCUAAGAACGCUACUUUCUUCUUGACAUACGUGGCUCUCAAGUUCUUUGUUGGUUAUGGUCUUGAGCUUUCUAGGAUCAUACCGUUGAUAAUAUUCCAUUUGAAAAAGAAGUAUCUAUGCAAAACCGAAGCAGAGGUCAAAGAAGCUUGGUAUCCAGGAGACUUGAGCUACGCAACUAGGGUUCCCAGCGACAUGCUCAUCCUCACUAUCACCUUCUGCUACUCCGUAAUCGCUCCUCUAAUCCUCGUCUUCGGUGUUAUCUACUUCGGUUUAGGUUGGCUCAUCCUGAGGAACCAGGCGUUGAAAGUGUAUGUUCCAUCGUACGAGAGCUACGGGAGGAUGUGGCCGCAUAUCCACACCCGCAUACUAGCGGCGUUGUUUCUGUUUCAGCUGGUUAUGUUUGGUUACUUGGGAGUCAAGCUAUUCGUUUGGGCGACUCUCUUGGUUCCUCUCAUAUUCAUCUCUCUCAUCUUCGGUUACGUGUGCCGUCAGAAAUUCUACAAAGGGUUCGAACACACGGCUCUAGAGGUGGCUUGCCGUGAGCUGAAGCAGAGACCGGACCUCGAGGAGGUUUUCAAAGCGUACAUUCCGCAUAGCUUGAGCACUCACAAAGGAGAUGAUCACCAGUUUAAAGGCGCUAUGUCUCGUUACCAAGACUAUGCUGCAAUUUCAGCCGCUUAAGAUUUGGAUCCUGUCCCACAGAUCUGUUUUGUUUGUUUUUUUUUCUAGAAGCUUUUUUAUUAUUGUGUGUGAUUCUAGGGUUUGUUUAGGAUUCGUUCGUAUGUGUUGUUUGGUUGUUGUAACUCGUAACCAUGUAAGCUACCUUAUUAAUUAUCAACUUAUCAGUGUUCGUCAA